GCAUGCUGGGAAUGUCAGAAGGGAAGUCUCCGCUCCCGGAGGGCUCAGUCCUAAUUUCUGGACCUUUCUUCCUUAAGGUGGCUGGGGAGGGAGCCCGAGCACAGGCGCAACCGGGUCUCCCUGCCCUGGCAGAGGAGACUUUCUGCUCUCUACGUCCUGGGGAGAGAGAAGACGCGUGUGGACGAGUUACGGCUAACUGAAGCCGGGAUUGUGAGGGAAGGAGGCGGUGGAGAGAGAAGGGGAUCUUCUCCACCUGGGCACCGGAGAGGUGUACAAAGCGGAAGUCUGCCCACCUUGGGGCUCCCACCCCCCUGAAGGAGCACAGUCUGUCUGGAGCAGAGACCCCAGAGCCAGAGGGAAUGGCCCCCAAGACCCUGAGGUUCCCUUCCCAGGGGUCAAUAACAUUGAGGGACGUGGUUAUGGACUUCACCCAGGAGGAGUGGUGCCUGUUGGAUCAUGCUCAGAAAGAGCUGUACAGGGAGGUCAUGCUGGAGAAUGUGUGGAAUCUACAAUCUGUGGGACUUACAGUUCCCAGAGAAAAUUUUGUCACCUGUUUUCAGCAAUGGGAAUCACCAUGGUUGCUAGGGCAAAAAGAACAACGGAGCUCCUGUCUAGAGGCAGAGACUAAUUUUGAAGUGAAGGAGAUGUGUAACAAUCUGAGCCUUUUUGUAGAAGGAUCUGAUCCCCAGAGAUGCAUGAAUGAGAGUCCUUGUGACUUUAUUUUGAGAGAAAUCUGUGAUGCUGAUAUUAGGGUAAAUAAAAUUCCAAUGAGUGACUAUGAAUUUGAUGAAACUGCAGAGAAAUUCAGCCAAUAUUCAGUCCUAAAUCAGUAUAUGAAAUUGACCUUUGGAAAUUACUCUUCUCGGGAUAGUGAAUACAGCAGAUGUUUUCCUGAAGAAGAAGGAUUUAUUCAGUUGCCAGAGAAACCUCCUGAAAUGCUCAUGUAUCAAGGUAACCUAGCCGAAAUGGCCUUUGACUGCAGUUCAGACCUCAUUAGCCAUCCCAAAAGUAAAUGUAUAGAGAUGCUUACUGUGAAUAAUAAAGUUGGGAGACCUUUCAGGCCAAACUCUGAGCUUGGUUCUCAUCAAAUAUGCCACUCUGGAGAGAAGAAACUUUAUGAAUGUAAUCAGUGUGGAAAGGCUUUUACAAUUAGUACCAACCUUACCAGACAUCAGAGAAUCCACACUGGAGAGAAACCUUAUGAAUGUAAACAAUGUGGAAAGACUUUCACUCGGAAGUGCCAUCUUGCCAGACAUUUCAGAAUCCAUACUGGAGAGAAACCUUAUGAAUGCAAACAAUGUGGAAAGGCUUUCCCACGGAGGAGCCGCCUUGCUGCACAUCAGAGAACCCACAAUGGAGAGAAACCUUAUGAAUGUAAACAAUGUGGAAAGACUUUUACAGAGAAGGGUUCUCUUGGUGUACAUCAGAGAACCCACACUGGAGAGAAACCUUAUGAAUGUAUGCAAUGUGGAAAGGCUUUUAUAAAUAAAUCUGAUCUUUAUAAACAUCAGAGAGUUCACACUAUUGAGAAACCUUAUGAAUGUACACAAUGUGGAAAGGCUUUCACUCGGAGGGACCAACUGGCUUCACAUCAGACAAUCCAUACUGGAGAGAAACCUUAUGAAUGUAAACAAUGUGGAAAGGCUUUCAAACAUAAGGGUUCUCUUAUUGUACAUGUGAGAAACCACACUGGAGAGAAACCUUAUGAAUGUAAACAAUGUGGAAAGGCUUUUACAAAGAACAGUUCUCUUGGUGCACAUCAGAGAAUCCACACUGGAGAGAAACCUUAUAAAUGUAGAACGUGUGGAAAGGCUUUUAGAAACAUAUCUCAUCUUCAUAAACAUCAGAGAGUUCACACUAGUGAGAAACCUUAUGAAAGUAUAUAAUGUGGAAAGGCUCUCUUACUGAACAGCUGAGAAUCCACACUGUGGGAAAUUUUAUGAAUGUAAACAGUGAGUUAAAGAAACCUUAGGAAUAUAGGCAAUGUGGAAAGGCUUUCACACUAAAGAGUCAUCUUGCUAGGUAUCAGAGCAUCCACAUUGGAGAGAACCUUUAUGCAUGCCAUCAAUUCAAUUAGACUUUCACAUGAAGUUCCAUAGUUGUUUCAUUUCAGAAAAUCCUCACUGUAGAGAAAUCUCAUGCAUGAUACUGAUCUUAUAAUUGCCAUUUUAACUCAUUUAACAUGAAAGAAUCCACACUAGAGAGAAAAUGUAGGAAUUUGAUCAGUGUGGUACGGCCUUCAGGCAAUAAUCAUGUUCCCAACUGAGAAUUCCUUUGGGAUUGAAAUCUUAUUCCUCUCCUAAAUGAAGAAAGACAUUGAAAUGGAGAGUCCGGAGCUUGUUCAAUAUGAGAUAAUGUCUUCUGAACAGAGCAGCUCCAGAUGGAUUCCCUGUAGGAAGGCUUUUAACCAGAGAUCAUCUCUUAGUUCAUGUCAGAGAAUGCAUAGUGCAGAAAAACCUAAUGAAUGUGCUCAAGUUGGAUAUUUUCCUCAGGAGGAGGGUGAUCACUAUUGUUUAAAGAACUUGAAGAGGCCUUUUGCUGUAGCUCAGCCUUUAUAUACAGUCCCACAGAGGAGCCCUCACGAAAUACCCCAAAUUUCCUAAAAUAUUACAAUGGCGAAGACUUUUUCUCUGAGAGAUUAAUGCUUGUCACUCUUCCUCACUAUUUGUCAGUAUCUAUUAUAGUUUUUUUUACCCACUCUACUUAAUUGGCACAUACUUGUUUCCUGUCUCUUGCUGUCACAUACAGAUCUUACAGAAACUAAGAAUGCAUGGGAAAGAUGUGGCAGGAACUGGGGACCUGAGCCUUACUGCUCAGUCCAUUCUAUCCAUGGCAUCAGGCUUAUGAUGCAUUGGGCUGAUUUGUGGGUCUGAACAGAAGUCCCACCCUUCUGAUGAUGUAAUAAUGGAGGAUUUGAGGUGUCCAAGUACAGCUUAUCUCUGGAAAUGUCAACUAAUGGGCACUCAGGGGACAUCCUAAGAUUAAGCUGUCAGGCUAGAGAAACAGGACACAACUCCCUUCAUAAGCAAGAGGCAAAGCACCCUCUUUUCUGGGGAUAAUGGUGAUGGGGAUACAUUUUUUUUUGCUUAAGGGAAUCUCAUGUCCCUUUGAGAAAUCAUAUCCUUGGAGAAGUAGUUUAAUAUUCAUUAUUUAUUGGUUAAAAUCUGAAUGCUAAACAAUAAAACUUUUCAAUGAGAUGAA
Molecule: messenger RNA, 3201 nt
Organism: Monodelphis domestica (gray short-tailed opossum)
Lineage: Eukaryota; Metazoa; Chordata; Mammalia; Didelphimorphia; Didelphidae
Product: zinc finger protein 302-like
Biological process (GO): regulation of transcription by RNA polymerase II
Cellular component (GO): nucleus
Molecular function (GO): RNA polymerase II transcription regulatory region sequence-specific DNA binding; DNA-binding transcription factor activity, RNA polymerase II-specific
Source: RefSeq, a predicted model, not a curated record